AUGCAGCUCAAGAAUCUCCUUCCCGCUGGAUUCCUUCUUCCGAGCUUCUUCGAUAAAGCGGAGAAAGCCAAGGAGCACCCAGAAGGCCACAUUACUACCACCAACACCAAACAGGUGGAACUCGGCGACGUGAUGUUCUUCCGACAAGACUUGGAUGACCUCAAGCGUCUACUCGCCACCAUCGGCUCAGAUGCCAUCACCAUCAAGAAGCUCCCUAAGACGGACGUUAUCAUCGUCAAGCGGACUGCGAAUAGUGAUAACAAUGAUGUUGAUGCUGCGGCAACAGCUACCAUCUCAUCCACCUCACCUACUACCACUACUACCUCUACUUCAUCCGCCUCGUCGGCCUCCGUUCCUGACGCCUCUGACGUCUCAGAAGAGAUGAAGAUGUCAGCCGAAGUAGAGUCACCUAUAUCAUCUACCCUACCGACCUCGCUCGGCCCAAACAUCCCGUCAACCCCCCUUCCUGAUACAACAGUCUCUUCAGAAGAUAAGAAGACGUUAUCCGAUGAGGAAGAAGCCGUCAAGCCGGAUCUCGGCAAGAACAACAUCACUGACGAACACGACAUCGCCCCCGAAACCCAGCCCGUUCAGCUUUCGACCAGAGACACCAAGUCCAGGGCCCCCGGCGUAUUCCCCUGGAGAAGCAAACUCUGCCGCUGCGUUUCUAUCGGCGCCAUCUUUGGAAAUAAGGACGACCGUCUCCCCGAGUUCGAUGAACCGUUGCCAGCGUACUCAGAGGGCAUUUCCAUCUUCAAUUGGGGUAACAGCGUCUGCAAAUGCGUUCCUAUGGACGACGCCUUUGGCGAUCACACUAUUGCGCUGGACGUGGCUAUUGAGAGCAUAGAGUAG
Colletotrichum phormii is the source of this 852-nucleotide messenger RNA. RefSeq lists its product as uncharacterized. Bases 1 to 852 code for a protein of 283 amino acids. Lineage: Eukaryota; Fungi; Ascomycota; Sordariomycetes; Glomerellales; Glomerellaceae. The transcript has a single exon. The record is from RefSeq and is a predicted model, not a curated record.